Molecule: messenger RNA, 1920 nt
Organism: Gigantopelta aegis
Lineage: Eukaryota; Metazoa; Mollusca; Gastropoda; Neomphalida; Peltospiridae
Product: E3 SUMO-protein ligase CBX4-like
Exons: 5
Coding region: 88-1302 (404 amino acids)
Source: RefSeq, a predicted model, not a curated record
AGAGUAUUAUGGGAUGUGUUGAUGGCUCGGUGAAAGAAUUUCAUCGGGACAACAAAGGCCGAAUAUCGCUUUGUUUAGCACCGGGUUAUGGAGUUAGCGAACAUGGGCGAAAGAAUAUUUGCAGCGGAACGCAUUCUCAAGAGGCGUGUGCGCCGGGGAAAAGUGGAAUUCUUCGUCAAAUGGAAGGGCUGGUCUGUGAAAUACAACACAUGGGAACCACAAGAAAAUAUACUGGAUCGUAGACUGAUCGAGGCUUUUACUAGAAGUCAGAGAGAUCGGGAUGGACCUCCAUUGAAGCGUGGACCUAAACCAAAGAAAUUAAAACUACAGGAAGCUGCUCAGGACAACUCUGACGAUGAUUCUGAUGAUGACUCCGACGACGAUGAUGAUGACAAAAGUAAAGACGAUGACUCCAUUGAUGACGCAGCCAGUUCGAGCAGUGCAUCUAGUGACGAGGCUCUGUCCUCCAUCAGAAACAAAGAUGAAAGCAAACACAAGGAAAAGAGCCUGGACAAGGAAGAACCAUCACAGUCCAAGACAUCUGCUGAAUCCACCUCUUCUGAUACCAAGACCAAAGAGUCCAAUGGGCAGGCAUCUCCUUUUUCUGUUCCACAAAAGCGAGGACCAGGUCGACCACCGAAAUAUCCCAGACCUCCUGGUUGGGUUCCAAAACCGAAGCCGGCUGCGAAGAUUAAAAUCAAAGAUAAAACGUUAAUCAAACUAAAACCCGGACCAAAGCCUAGAAAGCCGGGUCGCCCUCCUAUAGGAAGAGGUCGUGGUCGGGGUAUUGGUCGCGGUGUGGGGCGUGGACUUGGGAGAGGUCUUGGGAGGGGAGUGGGCAGGGGUGUCGGGAGGGGUGUGGGGCGUGGUGUCGGGCGAGGUCUUGGACGUGGUGGCGGGAAACAGCUAAGUGCCGCAAAGUCGGUCGCUCGACCAAAGUUACUCAAUUCCUACAGUGUUCAAAAAAUGAGUAUGAAAGACAAGGAAAAUAAAACUCACGAGCCUUUCAAAGUGAAAAACGGACACACGGAAGAUGUGAAGAGUAACUGUGAUUCCAAAAAGCUGGACUCGUCCGUGUACAACUUCGAUGACGUGGAUUCGGACGUCCAGCCCAUCUCUGUUUCUCCCAAACUCAGGGAGAAGCCCACCGAGAAAAAGUUGUACUGGUCACCCCCUAUCACUGCCAAACCAAUCCUUGACCAGGUGUUUCUCACAGACGUAACCCGAGAUUCGUUGACAAUUACAAUCAGAGAGUGCACUUCCGACAGUGGAUUCUUCAAGGACAGAGAUAAAAAUGAUUGAAAGUAACAUAGUUGUGAAACAUGGGAGAGAGAGAGUAUGUGAUGAAAUGUUUUGUGGGUUUUUUUCACUGGAUGGAUGGAAUACAUUCUUUGUACGCGUUUACUUUUAUUAACCAUACAAAUAGAUGCUGUCAUGACUCCAUUUUGUACAUUAUUUAAUUGUUGUCAUACAACAUGGAUGAAUGGAAUAAAUGUUGCAUGUAUAUUACCCAUAGAAUCAGUGUGAAACAAUUUUCAUGUUGGUGAAUCCAUUUAUUUGACAUUUCAAUGAUUCAUUUUCGCCCGUGUUUUAUACUGGAUAAUCAGUCACCCAUCGUGUAUACUGUGGAUAUAACACUGAAGAUGUCUCAUGACCACAAACCAUUUUACUUGUAGAUAUUUUGCUUUGGCAGAAUUUCAUUUAUGGCAUUGGAAUGCUGGCAUUAAUAUUGAAAGACUAGUCUGGAAGUGUAGACAUCUUUGUGUUCAACACUUUAUUUCAUUGGUUAACAUUGCUUCCAUAAUACAUUUAUGUUUGUGUGUGUUUCACUUAUGAAGCUUGAUGCCAAAGUCAGAUAUGCUGCUUUCUGUAAAUUUGUACAUGUAUAUUCAUGACCUACAUAAUAAAAUCAGCAAAAUA